AACACAAAUCACCUAUGAACCCAUUAGUCUCUAGUUCAGAGAGCGACAAGGACAAGUUUUUCUAAACUGAGAGAAGAACAAGAAACCACAGAGCCUGAGAAGAAACACAGCAUCAAAUCUUUGAAGAGAUUGGAAUACAGAGCCAAAUAUAGAGGACGAGACAGAAUCAUAAACUUUUGGGGGUUUUGGCGGUGCUGUUUUGAAGGGUAUUUCACUUGGAGAUCAAUAUAUAUGAUAUCAUAUAUUUGACUUGUUCUGUUCUAACUUUGUUUUCUUGAGAUUUACGUUUCUCUAUGAGGAGAAGUUAACAUCUUCGUUCACUCCUAAUUUCUUGAGAUACUUUUUAAGAUGGAACACGUCAAGCCAUCAGAAGUAACAGCAAGCAAGAGUAAAUUGGCUCGCACCUUUGCUAAGGUUUUUCAUGUUAGAGCACUGAGUGGAAUCGCACCAGAUAAUGGACUGAAGAAUGUUAAAGUGGAUGCAAAUCCCAACGAUGAAGAAAGUACGGGUAAGAGUUCAGUAAACAAAGAAGAUGAAGAGCUUCAGAAAAUAAUGGCCACAGAAGCUUUGCUUGCAAAAAUUUUUGCUAACAUUUCAGCUGUAAAAGCUUCAUAUGCUCAGCUACAGUAUGCUCAAUCUCCUUAUGACCCAGAUGGAAUUCAAGUUGCUGAUAGAUUGCUAAUCUCAGAUUUGAAGACCUUGUCUAAACUAAAGCAAUGUUUCUUGAAAAAGGAGUUUGAUCCUUCACCAGAGAGAGCAAUUCUUGAAGCUGAAUCAAAGGAGCUGCUGAAUGUUAUAAAAACAUAUGAGAUCAUGAGAAAGAAGUUGGAGCCACAGGUGAGGCUCAAGGAAUCUGAGAUUAUAUUUCUUAGAGAGAAGUUAGAGGAAGCUAAUAAUCAGAACAGAUCCAUUGAGAAAAGGUUAAGUAAAAGUGGGUCAUUAUCUGUUCUUGAUGAUCUCCAUGUUUCAGGACUCAGUCCUAGCCAUUUAAUUGCUGUUCUUCGCCACACAGUUAGGUCCAUAAGAAGCUUUGUGAAGUUGAUUGUGAAUGAGAUGAGAUCUUCUGGUUGGGAUAUUGAUGCUGCUGUUAAUGCCAUUGAACAGAAUGUGGUUUACUUGAAAGAAGAUCACAAGUGUUUUGCAAUUGAGUCCUUUGUUUGCAGGGAGAUGUUUGAUUCUUUCAACUUGCCUAAUUUCUCUCUCCCUAAUGAGUCUCUUCCAGAUAGAAAUAAGCAACAAGUGUUCUUUGGGAGUUUCAAUGAGUUAAAAUCUGUCAAAGCAAAGGAAUUUCUUGCUGGGAAUCCAAGAUCACCAUUUGCAAAAUUUUGUAGGGUCAAGUACCUGAGACUUGUUCAUACCAAAAUGGAGGCAUCAUUUUUUGGUAACCUGAGCCAGAGGAACCUGCUGAAUGCUGGAGAAUUUCCUGACACUAACUUCUUCACAUUGUUUGCUGAUAUGGCUAAGAGGGUAUGGCUUCUACAUUGCUUAGCCUUCUCUUUUGAGCCUCAAGCUUCAAUCUUUCAAGUGGGGAAGGGAUGUAGAUUCUCUGAUGUGUACAUGGAGAGUGUAAAUGAUGAAAUGGCUGAGGAAUCUGAGCCACAGGUUGCUUUUACUGUAGUUCCAGGGUUUAGGAUAGGUAAAACUUUUAUACAGUGCCAAGUUUACCUCUCACAGCACCAAACCAAAGUAAAAAAAUUCACUUCCUCAAAGAAAAGGUUGUAGCAACUGGUAUUUGGCAUUGAUGAGUCACUGACCCCACAACACAGUAGGUUGAACUGGAAGCCAUUCUUUUUGAGUUGAAACUUUUGGACGGUGUGAAGGACAUGGCCUGUGCUGUGUUGUGGGGACUGAUCUCUGGAUAGGUUCAUUUGUCCAUUGGUUUAAUUUGAAAAGCAAAGCGCGUGAACCAUUGCAUUGGGAACUACCCCUCCUCUCUUUUUUUAGUUUCUUUGUAUUUAUCUAGUUUAAUCGAAGACAUGCUGCCAAAUUUUGCUGAUAUAAGUAGAUCUGUGGCAGGGAUAUGUUAUGCAUCGUUACUAUACAUUGCAUAUGUACAUAAUAAUGUAGGUGGUAAUUUAAUUAUCCUCUUUUUUUUUUAUCUUCGUUUGUUUGUUCUUCUCAGUCCCUCUUUGAUCUCCUUACUACUGAUUCUCUUUUGGCUAACUC
Messenger RNA from Gastrolobium bilobum, 2166 nucleotides. RefSeq names its product protein GRAVITROPIC IN THE LIGHT 1-like. The transcript is spliced from 4 exons. Lineage: Eukaryota; Viridiplantae; Streptophyta; Magnoliopsida; Fabales; Fabaceae. The record is from RefSeq and is a predicted model, not a curated record. Gene Ontology annotation, biological process: response to red or far red light; negative gravitropism. Bases 349 to 1722 code for a protein of 457 amino acids.